Messenger RNA from Myotis myotis, 282 nucleotides. Its product is annotated as 40S ribosomal protein S26-like. Lineage: Eukaryota; Metazoa; Chordata; Mammalia; Chiroptera; Vespertilionidae. Gene Ontology annotation, biological process: translation. Gene Ontology annotation, molecular function: mRNA binding; structural constituent of ribosome. The record is from RefSeq and is a predicted model, not a curated record. Gene Ontology annotation, cellular component: ribosome; cytosolic small ribosomal subunit. Bases 1 to 282 code for a protein of 93 amino acids. The transcript has a single exon.
AUGACAGUCGUUCCAAAAAAGACAGGCCAUGUGCAGCCUAUUAGUUGCACCAACUGUGCCUGGUGCGUGCCCAAGGACAAGGCCAUUAAGAAGUUUGUCAUUCAAAACAUAGCAGAGGCUGCAGCCGUAGGGACAUCUCCGAAGCGAGUGUCUGAUGCCUAUGUGCUUCCCAAGCUGUGUGUGAAACUACAUUACUGUGUGAGCUGUGCCAUUCACAGCAAGGUAGUCAGGAAUCGUUCUCAUGAAGCCUGGAAGGACCGAACACCCCCUACCCCGAUUUAG